GUAAAUUUAAACUGAAUGACCAAUGAAAACGAGUUUAAAAGGUGAAAUGAAGUUAUUUUAAGACAUUACAAUUACAAAUGACCGAAAUAAGUUCCACUCAUUCAAAAAAGAGGAUGUUACUGUACGUUAAUAAAAUACUUUUAAUUCCCGUGAAUAAUGGUUUAAGUCACAAUUAAAUUAAAACCUUGUAAUAAACAGACAUAAUAAACAGGUGUUAUUUGUUGUGAAUGAGAAAAAAUUGUUUACCUAGAGAAUGCGUGUUUAAUCAGAGUUUUAAUCUUUUCAAAAAUGUUGAUAAUGUGAUUUGAACAUUUCUGAAUUAUUUAUGUAUAAAAUUCGGAUAAAAUGGUAUCACUGAGGUGUAAAAAAGCAUUUUGCGUUGGAUAUUCCGGAUUACUUUUCGGCUCAGGAAUAUUAUUAAUCGUGCUUUCGUCGAUAUUAUUGUAUAGGAUUUUCCACCACUUUGAUUUUAUCCCUGGCAGUACAACAGGUCCAUUGAUAUUAUUAAUAAUAUUAGGAAUUUUACACUUAUUAUUAACAUGGUUAGGCGUAAAAGGACCAACGCGGGAGCACAAUUUCCACAUAAUAUUGUUCAUGUUUUUCACUUUUAUUCUACUAAUUGGUGAAUUUACCAUCGGCGUUUGGUCGAUGGUUUUAUGGGAUUCAGUUGCAGUGCCUUCUACCGAUUUAAUGACUCAAAGUUUUAACGAAAUUAUGAAGGAACAAGUUUACAGCAAAUCUUGGUCUAAAGUACAAGCUGAGGUACAAUGUUGUGGAUUGCAUGGUCCACAGGAUUAUAUAAAUUUCGAAGAAGAAGGGGCUAUGAAAUUGUCCUUUUUAUCUUGCAAAAAUAACGAGGUAUCAAAUCCAGGUGGGCAAGUCGUGCCUUAUGAAGAAGGUUGCGAAGAAAUGUUUGUUAAAUACGUCGAAUUAAUAUUGAUCGAAAGUGCUAUUAUGGGAUUCCUUUCCGCCAUAUUUCAGGGAUUGGGUCUGUUCGUAGUGUUCUCUUUCUUUAGAACGCUAAGGGAAGCACGGGCCAAGCGCUCUGCUAGAAGAGCAGAAUUGCAACGCCAACUAUCUGGACAAAGUCAGCAUUCUGAAGUACUUUUACCGCCUCCUGUAAACAUGGGACCUUCUAUGCAGUCUCCCCCAGGAUCCGCUGCUCCACCCACAUCUGCGUCGGUACCUUUACAAACUGACGGUGCUUCAGCUCCGCCCCCAUACAAUCAUAGUGAGACGGAAAAAGUUUGAAAUUUGUUUUUUAUUUUAAAUUACAUGGUCAUAUGUUGAUAAAACCUUCAAUUUUAUAAAUUUUAAAGUGGUCCGAAAGUAGAUUAUGAAGAAAAAACAAAAAACGCAAAGGCUGUCAACCGCAUGGUCUUUAAUUAGAUUUUUUCAAAAAGUUUAAAAGAUUUUUUGAAAAAUCUAAUUUCUGCAUUAAUCUUUAUUGUUUCUAAAAAGUGCAUACAGUUUUUAUAACACAGUCUAGUGAUAAUAGCCAAACUUUUAUAUCACGUAGUACAAUAAAAUUAAUGUGAUGUUUGUUUAUUUUCAAACAACAGUUUAUUUGUAAAUAAUUUAUUUAAACACUUAUUUAUUUUAAACAAUACUAUUCUAAUUUAUAUAUAUUUCCAAUGUCUUUGAACUGUUCACUAUUUAUAUUCACUGUCCAUAUAUAACUAAUAAUACCUGUGUUCCUCCACCAGUAUUUAUAUACAAAGUUUAAAUUA
Molecule: messenger RNA, 1730 nt
Organism: Psylliodes chrysocephalus
Lineage: Eukaryota; Metazoa; Arthropoda; Insecta; Coleoptera; Chrysomelidae
Source: the annotation of a GenBank genome assembly